AUGAAAAGAAGUCAAACACUGAUAGUUGUUAAAGGAGGGGAGGCAGAGAAUGAGGAUAGCCACUCGAACGCAGUUCUGAGAGUAACUAGAAGAAGAUCAGCUUCGUCAAAACCUUCAUAUGCCGUCUAUUCAUUACAAGAAAAGAUUAAAGAAUUAGAAUUAUCAGGUAUUAAGGAAAGUACUCCGGAAGUAUAUUGUCCUCAAUCUGAUGAAGCUGUUCCUUGUAAUCAAGAAUCCAGGAGCAACGAAGAAGAAGAAGAAGAAGAAGAGGAGGAGGAAGAGGAGAAAGAACUUAUCCUACCAGUUAUCCUCAAAGAAAUAAAUUUUAUGGAAAAAGCAACUAAGGAACAAAAUAAGAUAAAUAACCAUAUUGAAAACUGUGCAAGCUUCUCCUCAAAAGAAGAUGUACAGCUCGAGCAUGAAACCCAAAGAAAAUUCAAAACUGAAUCAGCUUCAGGUAAUACGAGCCUAACACCAGAUAAAAGGAAGGUUGCAAAUUCAAUUGAAAUAGACCAGUUAACUCGAAAAGUUCAUAAACCUCUCCGUGAUUUGAUUAAUCACACAAAUAAGACAAUGUAUAACGUGGAUGUUGAUACGGUGAAGUUUAGAGUCGGGCUAUCGAGAAACCAAUGUAUGAGACUACCCAGUUUACACUCAAAGAAAUGCAUUGCUGAGAAUGAAACCAACUAA
Molecule: messenger RNA, 690 nt
Organism: Naumovozyma castellii
Lineage: Eukaryota; Fungi; Ascomycota; Saccharomycetes; Saccharomycetales; Saccharomycetaceae
Gene: HED1
Product: Hed1p
Exons: 1
Coding region: 1-690 (229 amino acids)
Source: RefSeq, a predicted model, not a curated record